Messenger RNA from Vitis riparia (riverbank grape), 502 nucleotides. Its product is annotated as stress-induced protein KIN2-like. The record is from RefSeq and is a predicted model, not a curated record. The transcript is spliced from 3 exons. Lineage: Eukaryota; Viridiplantae; Streptophyta; Magnoliopsida; Vitales; Vitaceae. The coding region runs from base 72 to 272 and encodes 66 amino acids.
GAUCGGAUCAUCGAUCUGAAUCGCCCAAGUUGAGUUUCUAAGCCUCAGUUUCCACCUUCAAGAAAACAAAGAUGAGCCAAUCUGACAAGACGAGUUUCCAAGCCGGUGAGGUCAAGGGCGAAGCGAAGGAAAAGGGGAAUCAGAUGAUGGAUAAGGUUAGCAAUGCUGCCCAGUCCACCAAGGAAACAUGCCAGGAGGCUGGUCAGCAAAUUAAAGCCAUGGCACAAGGGGCUGCUGAUGCUGUCAAGAAUGCUACUGGCAUGAACAAGUGAAGGCAAAAUAUGGCUGCCACCCUCUCUCUCUCUGUCCUCUCUCUCUCCAGUACUGUCCCACAGACGUUUUCAUUUUGUAUUUGUUUUGUGUGUUUUCAGAUUCUCCUGUUGGAGAGCAUCUUGUUUGGUUUAAAUUCUUUGAAGUAGUUAAGAAGAGAGCUCCCUCUCUCCCAUGGGGCUCUCACCUUAGUUGACAAUUGAAUUCAUAAUAUGCUUUGAGAGGACCACCA